This is a messenger RNA of Lottia gigantea (owl limpet), 1260 nucleotides long. RefSeq lists its product as hypothetical. The transcript has 5 exons. The annotation marks the transcript as partial. NCBI's taxonomy places the organism in Eukaryota, Metazoa, Mollusca, Gastropoda, Lottiidae. Gene Ontology annotation, molecular function: ATP binding; protein kinase activity. The record is from RefSeq and is a predicted model, not a curated record. Gene Ontology annotation, biological process: protein phosphorylation.
GAAUUGAAAGAACAAGAAGAAAAGCAAAACCAGGAAGCUGAAGCAAAAGAAUUAACAACAACAGAAUCAAUCGAAAAAGAAUUGACAACAACAAAAUCAACUGAAAAAGAAAAUGAUGAACCUGAGAAAGAGAAAACUGAUCAAGAAAAAAGGGAAGAAGUUACAGAUGACCUUGAAAAACCUGUCGCUGAGCAGAUCGAAAUCAAGGAAGAUGUAGAUGACAACAAAAUUAAAAAUGAGGAAGAAAAGGAAAAAGAAAAAUCUGCUGAAAUCAAGGAGAAAUCUGUGGUUGAGGAAAAGAUAGAUGAAAAUAUCAUCGAGAAUAAACCAGCUCCAGAAAAAACAAAAGAUAAAGUCAAGGACAAGGAAAAUGAGAAAUCUCGGAAAAAAUCUAAAGCGAAAGUGAUACGUAGGACUAAAUUAGAACGUCAGAUCAGUAAAGACGAACAUGUUGUUGCCAGAUAUGAAAUGGGACGUGUCUUAGGUGACGGAAACUUUGCUGUUGUGAAACAAAGUCGUCUGCGUAGUACUGGGCAAGAAUUUGGAAUUAAAGUGAUUGACAAAAGUAAAUUAAAGGGAAAAGAACACAUGGUUGAAAAUGAGAUUGAGAUAAUGAAGGAAUGCAAUCAUUUUAAUAUUGUGAAAUUAUAUGAAGAGUUUGAAACUAGAGAUAGGCUUUAUCUGGUUAUGGAACUUGUCAAGGGUGGUGAUUUAUUCGAUGCUAUCACACAGAGUGUUAAAUUUACAGAAAUUGAGGCAGCUAGGAUGGUCAAAGAUCUGUGUAAUGCUCUAUUUUACCUUCAUUCUAGAAACAUUGUACAUAGAGACUUAAAACCUGAAAACUUAUUGGUGCAUAGAAAUAAAGAUGGUACUGUAUCAUUAAAACUAGCUGAUUUUGGUCUGGCCAUGGAAGUUAAUGAUUUAAUCUAUACUGUUUGUGGUACACCAACUUAUGUUGCUCCUGAAAUACUCUCAGAAAUAGGUUAUAGUUUAGAAGUUGACAUGUGGGCUGUAGGAGUUAUUAUGUAUAUAUUAUUAUGUGGUUUUCCACCAUUUAGAAGUCCUGAUAGAAAACAAACUGAAUUAUUUGCUAUGAUAAAGGCAGGAGAAUAUGAGUUUGUGAUGCCAUAUUGGGAUGGCACUUCUUUAUAUGCAAAGAAUUUAAUAGGUCAUUUAUUGGUAGUUGAUAGAACCAAACGAUAUUCCUCUAUAGAUGUACUAAGUCAUCCAUGGAUUAUAUUUAAUGGGGAAGCCAAGAAC